Messenger RNA from Cucurbita pepo subsp. pepo (vegetable marrow), 838 nucleotides. RefSeq lists its product as uncharacterized. Lineage: Eukaryota; Viridiplantae; Streptophyta; Magnoliopsida; Cucurbitales; Cucurbitaceae. The record is from RefSeq and is a predicted model, not a curated record.
CAGGGACCCUAAUCAAUGGCCUUCGCACAAAAGAACAAACAGAGAGAGAGAGAGAGAGAGAGAGAGAGAGAUUCGACGAACAAUCAGAGAUCGCAAAUUCAGAGAUUCCGUGUUCAGAAACUUACAAUUAUGCUCUGCGAAACCUCCGAUAAUCUCCACCAAUCGCUUCAGAUCAAGCACAACGACAAAUUCUUCUCCAAGCUUCUAACCAGAGAAAGCUCCAGAGCCGAUUACUCUUCCAGAGUCUACUAUGCCGGAUUGGCCGGCGCUGUUCCCUUCGGUUGGGAGUCUCAGCCAGGUACGCCUAUUCACCGAUUUUCCGAUGACCUAACUCCUCCUCUCACUCCUCCUCCCUCUUACUUUUCCGAUUCUGUUAAGAAACCGCCGAAGAAGCGAUCCAAAUCGCUCUCGCUUUUCCACAUCUUCUUUAAUCCGAAGAGGAAAAUCGACGAUCUGUUGUCGCCGCCAUUUUCCAAUUCGGCGUCAUUGCCGUCUUCCGGAUCGAUGUUCGACUCGUCCGCCGGACGCCGUUUGGCGCGACGGUUACCGAGCGGAAUCUCGCAUUCGAAGGAGAAAGCGGCGGCGGCGGCGGCUGCGGCUGCGGCGGCCACCGGUUCGGUACUUUGUUUCGGCAUCGGCAGAUAAUUGGCCGCUGUGGCUGUGAGAUUGAUAAUCUUCAUAGUUUCUGAAUCGGAAUCGGAAUCGGAGAAGAAAGCUUUAGAAUCAUGGUUCUGUUCAUUUGAAAUAAUUAAAUUUGUAAAAAAAAAAUAAUAAUAAUUAAACCUAAAGCAUGUUUAUGCUAGUUUAGCUAUGCAAUUUAAUACAUCUAUAUUCCUUC